Molecule: messenger RNA, 522 nt
Organism: Laetiporus sulphureus 93-53
Lineage: Eukaryota; Fungi; Basidiomycota; Agaricomycetes; Polyporales; Laetiporaceae
Exons: 2
Coding region: 1-522 (173 amino acids)
Biological process (GO): protein peptidyl-prolyl isomerization
Molecular function (GO): peptidyl-prolyl cis-trans isomerase activity
Source: RefSeq, a predicted model, not a curated record
AUGCGUUUUACGCCACCGAGGCCGUUGCUUGUGGGCAGGCUGGUGUUCGAGUUGGAUGCGUCACCUGGGCUCGCGAAGACCACGGCGAACUUCCUUGCGCUGUGCACGGGAGAGAAGGGACAGUGCAAGAAUGCACCGAACAAGAAGCUGCAUUACUUGGAUUGUCCGAUACAUCGUGUAGUGAAAGGCUUCGUAGCGCAGGGAGGAGAUGUUACCCGAGGUGAUGGCAGCGGUGGCGAGUCGAUCUACGGUGGAAAGUUCAACGACGAGAGAGAGGGCCUCAAGAGAAAGUUACGCAAGGGCUCGCUCGCGAUGGCCAACUCGGGCAAGAACACCAACACGUCGCAGUUCUUCAUCGUCCUCACUGACGACCAGAGCAAGCUUACCAAGAUGCAAGGGAAGUAUGUUGCGUUCGGAGACCUGAAGGAAGGCUGGGACGUGCUGUCGUCAUUGGAGGAGAUCGGCGACAGCGACGGCAGGCCGCAGCAAGCAGUGUGGAUCGGCGGGUGUGAACGCUGGUAG